CCACAAGCUGUGGUCUUUUUUAGUAAAAAAAAAAAUCUUUGUUCUUUCUGGACUGUCUUUGAUGAUUGCUCUGUUGUGAGGGCCUUUUUAAUUUCAUCCAUCCAACAAUUCUGUCACGGACAACAAAACGUUUCUAGUCUUAUCCAACACGGGUACAAAACGUUUCUGGACUCAUCCAAUACUCAGUCCUCAAAGGAAGGGCGGUGGAAACGUUUCCCUCGUUUUAUUUUUUUCUCCAGAGGAUUACAUUUCUUAAAUCGAAGCCACUUUUGGUGAUCAUGGCUGCUCUUUCAGUGUGGUUUUGGAACGAGAGGUUUUGGCUCCCACAUAAUGUGACUUGGGCGGAUCUUGCAGACCCAGCGCCCGGGGUGGAGUAUCCAAAAGCCGGGCACUUACUCUCUGCCUUACCGUUGGCUGUGGGGAUCUUUGCUGUCAGAAUACUAUUUGAAAGGUUCAUAGCCAGUCCAUGUGCCUUCCUCUUGCAUAUCCACGCUGCCUCAGUCCACUGGCGAGCCACACCCAACCCUGUCCUGGAGAAGGUGUUUACAUCCAUCACAAAGUGCCCAGACUCGCGACGCCUGGAUGGGUUAUCUAAGCAGCUGGACUGGGAUGUGAGGAAGAUCCAGAGAUGGUUCAGACACAGACGCAACCAGGACAAACCCAGCAUACUCACCAAGUUCUGUGAGAGCAUGUGGAGGCUUAUAUUUUAUCUGUUCAUGUUUACCUAUGGGAUCUGCUUUCUGUGGAAGUGUCCAUGGAUGUGGGAUACACACCACUGCUGGUACAACUACCCCUACCAGGUCCUGACUCCAGGCCUGUACCACUACUACGUGACUGAGCUGGGCUUCUACUGGUCUCUCAUGUUCUCUCAGUUUACUGACAUCAAACGCAAGGACUUCCCCAUCAUGUUCAUUCAUCACCUAGCAACAGUGAGCCUGAUCAGUUUUUCCUACGCUAACAACAUGCUACGUGUCGGGAGCCUGGUGAUGUGUGUCCACGACGCAUCAGACUUCCUACUGGAGGCAGCCAAACUGACCAACUACGCCAAGUACCAGCGCCUGUGUGACUUCCUGUUCGUUCUGUUUGCAGUAGUCUUCUUCAUCACAAGGCUUGUCCUCUACCCUCUAUGGAUCCUGAACACAACGUUGUUUGAGAGCUGGGAGAUGAUUGGUCCAUACCCUUCCUGGUGGCUCUUCAACUCCCUACUGCUGGUGCUGCAGGUGCUACACGUCAUCUGGUCCUACCUCAUAGCCGGGAUCGCCUACAAGGCCUUGGUCCGAGGAAAGGUUUCUAAGGAUGACCGCAGUGAUGUUGAGAGCAGCUCAGAGGAGGAGGUGGACACCAACGGUACCAAUAACAAGGGGGUUAAAAUGGUGUUCUCUCCUAAAGUAGAGAACGGCACCAACGGCCACGCCGUCGCCACUAUAACCUGGCCACAACAGAUACGUAGCAGCAGCAGCAGCAGCAGUUGGUGACACAAGAAAGAGGAGUCCGCUGUCAGAUUCACAGUAUAGGGCUGACCACUGAGUCCAAUAUGUCUGGCCUGGUUACACUGGGUAGCCACUAGUGAGGUCCUAUAGUGAGAAUCAGGCAUAUCUGAGCCAACACAGUACUGUUCAGGUCGGCCCUAUAGUGAGAAUCAGGCAUAUCUGAGCCAACACAGUACUAUUCAGGUCGGCCCUAUAGUGAGAAUCAGGCAUAUCUGAGCCAACACAGUACUAUUCAGGUCGGCCCUAUAGUGAGAAUCAGGCAUAUCUGAGCCAACACAGUACUAUUCAGGUCGGCCCUAUAGUGAGAAUCAGGCAUAUCUGAGCCAACACAGUACUAUUCAGGUCGGCCCUAUAGUGAGAAUCAGGCAUAUCUGAGCCAACACAGUACUAUUCGGGUCGGCCUUAUAGUGAGAAUGUCUGUGAGACCUUUCCACUACUAGUUCAUCCUAUCCUACUCUACAUCUUGAAGUGCUUUUCUUCUCAUCCAGUUCCCUGGACGUUUGAAGUCUGUUUCUUCAUUCAACUCUGACUCUUAAUUAUACUGUACUGCACUGACAAUGAUCGGUGACUAUGACAACAGACGAUGAAUGAAUAGACAGACACCACCGUGACCCAUAGAAUCAAAACGGAUUACAUUUAACUGAUUAAAAACACUUGUUUAAUUCCCUUGUGUCAAGUCUAUGGGCCUAUAGCUAUUUUAAUUCCAUUGUGUCCAUAGAAUGGGGUCUGACUCUAUUUUAAUUCCAUUGUGUCCAUAGAAUGGGGUCUGACUAUGUUAAUUCCAUUGUGUCCAUAGAAUGGGGUCUGACUAUUUUAAUUCCAUUGUGUCCAUAGAAUGGGGUCUGACUCUAUUUUAAUUCCAUUGUGUCCAUAGAAUGGGGUCUGACUCUAUUUUAAUUCCAUUGUGUCCAUAGAAUGGGGUCUGACUCUAUUAUAAUUCCAUUGUGUCCAUAGAAUGGGGUCUGACUAUGUUAAUUCCAUUGUGUCCAUAGAAUGGGGUCUGACUAUUUUAAUUCCAUUGUGUCCAUAGAAUGGGGUCUGACUCUAUUUUAAUUCCAUUGUGUCCAUAGAAUGGGGUCUGACUCUAUUUUAAUUCCAUUGUGUCCAUAGAAUGGGGUCUGACUAUGUUAAUUCCAUUGUGUCCAUUGAAUGGGGUCUGACUAUUUUAAUUCCACUGUGUCCAUAGAAUGGGGUCUGACUCUAUUUUAAUUCCAUUGUGUCCAUAGAAUGGGGUCUGACUCUAUUUUAAUUCCAUUGUGUCCAUAGAAUGGGGUCUGACUAUGUUAAUUCCAUUGUGUCCAUAGAAUGGGGUCUGACUAUUUUAAUUCCAUUGUGUCCAUAGAAUGGGGUCUGACUCUAUUUGAAUUCCAUUGUGUCCAUAGAAUGGGGUCUGACUCUAUUUUAAUUCCAUUGUGUCCAUAGAAUGGGGUCUGACUCUAUUUUAAUUCCAUUGUGUCCAUAGAAUGGGGUCUGACUAUGUUAAUUCCAUUGUGUCCAUAGAAUGGGGUCUGACUAUUUUAAUUCCAUUGUGUCCAUAGAAUGGGGUCUGACUCUAUUUUAAUUCCAUUGUGUCCAUAGAAUGGGGUCUGACUCUAUUUUAAUUCCAUUGUGUCCAUAGAAUGGGGUCUGACUCUAUUUAAAUUCCAUUGUGUCCAUAGAAUGGGGUCUGACUCUAUUUUAAUUCCAUUGUGUCCAUAGAAUGGGGUCUGACUCUAUUUUCAUUCCAUUGUGUCCAUAGAAUGGGGUCUGACUCUAUUUUCAUUCCAUUGUGUCCAUAGAAUGGGGUCUGACUCUAUUUUCAUUCCAUUGUGUCCAUAGAAUGGGGUCUGACUCUAUUUUAAUUCCAUUGUGUCCAUAGAAUGGGGUCUGACUCUAUUUUAAUUCCAUUGUGUCCAUAGAAUGGGGUCUGACUCUAUUUUAAUUCCAUUGUCUCCAUAGAAUGGGGUCUGACUCUAUUUUCAUUCCAUUGUGUCCAUAGAAUGGGGUCUGACUCUAUUUUCAUUCCAUUGUGUCCAUAGAAUGGGGUCUGACUCUAUUUUCAUUCCAUUGUGUCCAUAGAAUGGGGUCUGACUCUAUUUUCAUUCCAUUGUGUCCAUAGAAUGGGGUCUGACUCUAUUUUCAUUCCAUUGUGUCCAUAGAAUGGGGUCUGACUCUAUUUUCAUUCCAUUGUGUCCAUAGAAUGGGGUCUGACUGUUUCAAUUUUUAUUCCACUUUUUAAUGUAAUGCAGCAGUUUGUUGGGGAGGAUGUUCUCUCCCUGUUUUGUCAGUUGAACUAAAGUUUAAAUAUAUAUAUUUUUUAAAGAAAUAAACAAAUACAUGUUUGUGAAAGAUGUGUUUUUAUUCAUA
Messenger RNA from Oncorhynchus kisutch (coho salmon), 3836 nucleotides. RefSeq names its product ceramide synthase 5-like. The record is from RefSeq and is a predicted model, not a curated record. Gene Ontology annotation, cellular component: membrane. Gene Ontology annotation, molecular function: sphingosine N-acyltransferase activity; DNA binding. The transcript is spliced from 10 exons. Lineage: Eukaryota; Metazoa; Chordata; Actinopteri; Salmoniformes; Salmonidae. Gene Ontology annotation, biological process: ceramide biosynthetic process. Bases 279 to 1475 code for a protein of 398 amino acids.